Messenger RNA from Xenia sp. Carnegie-2017, 984 nucleotides. RefSeq names its product retinol dehydrogenase 8-like. The coding region runs from base 75 to 920 and encodes 281 amino acids. Lineage: Eukaryota; Metazoa; Cnidaria; Anthozoa; Malacalcyonacea; Xeniidae. Gene Ontology annotation, molecular function: oxidoreductase activity. The transcript has 3 exons. The record is from RefSeq and is a predicted model, not a curated record.
UUGUCGCUGACUGCUGAGCUCAGUGUAUAAUUGUAUUGGCAAAGCAACCGAGGCGAAGAUAAGUUGAGAGAAAAAUGGCCGAAGAAAUUGUUCUUAUCACUGGAACAUCCGCUGGUCUUGGUCUUUCGACAGUUUAUGUGCUUGCAAAGCAAACAGACAAGAAAUUUAAAGUGUACGCAUCAAUGAGAAAGUCAAGCAAGAGAGAUGAAUUGUUAGAGAAAACUGCUGGUUGUCGCAAUGUUGUUGUAAUCGAAAUGGAUGUUUGUUCAGAAGAUUCUGUGAACGCUGCUGUAAAAGAAAUUCUGGAGAAGGAGGGAAGAAUCGAUGUUGUUGUGAACAACGCUGCUACUGGCUGGUGUGGUGUACUCGAGGUGCAGCCUUGGGAAACUAUCACAGGCACCUAUGAUACGAACGUAUUUGGGGUACUGCGCGUCAUCCGUGCUGUUGUUCCCUCUAUGAAGAAAAACAAAAAAGGGCGCAUCAUUAACAUCAGCUCAACUGCAGGAUUACAUUCUACUCCGUUCCUGACCGUGUAUGGCUCAUCGAAAUAUGCUUUAGAAGGAAUUACGGAUUCUUUGGCGCCUGAGCUUGCAUCGUUUAAUGUUCAUAUUGUAAGCAUUCAACCAGGCGCUAUAAAAACACGAAUGCUAACUCGAUUCUCCUUCGACAGUGAGCAACUAGCAGAUGAUGACCCAUCGAAAUUGCUUGGAGAAAAGUUUAUUCAAACCUCUGCUGCCGAAGUAAUAAAUCAAGCUCAAACACCUGAAGAAGUGGUCGAAUAUAUUCUAAAAGCGAUUACUGACGAAAAGCCACAGCCACGUUACCUCACUUCUAAAGGGUUUGAAGAAUUUGCCAAAUCAAAAUUUUGUGAUCUAACUGGUAGAAUUCCUUUUGAAAUGAGCAAUGCAUUUUUGGAAUAAUUUUUGUCACAAUUUAUACUAAUGUAAUCAUUUUCAAAUAAAUUUUACAUGUAACCUUGCAUAA